GCACAAGUCCUGAUGGUAGGAAGAUUUAUGUGAAGGGAAGGAAUUUGCUAUGGACUGUAGUCGUAGAAAAGUUCAGCGUUGAUGCAUUAACACGCCAGCUAGCUUUAGAGUUGAACAUUGGCACUAAUCAAUUGGUGUCAGUUUCAUAUUUUGACAAAGUGUUGGGUGAAAAUGUCAGGCUGUUGCAUGAUGAGCAGCACUACUUGAUGUUUGAUAUGUAUGCAGCUGAGCUGAAAGUGCCACUUAGUGUGGUAGUGGUGGAUGUAAUUGGAUCUAGUGUAUUCAAUGGUGGAUCAAAAAUUGCAGAUUUUGUUCCUAUUAGUGUUGUGCCUAAUGAUGAUCCAUUGGUCAUGGGCACUCAAAAUUAUGCAAAUAUAAUCCAGCCGAAUGAUGCACAAGCAUACCUCCAGACCGACACUACUAAUUGUCCAACAACGCCAACUCAGCCUGCACCGCCUCCUAUAGUUGAUAGUGUCACAUCAGAGGUUGGAAGUACAAGCCAGCCUAAUGUGCCACAUGCUGACCAACAACAAGAACUUCAAAAUCCUUCCACUGAUCCAUUUGAUAACGAGGAGGAGUAUGUUGGAGUUGAUGAUGAACAUCUAGUAGGUGUUAGCAUUCCUGAACCUGCCGUAGUGCAAGCACUGGCUACAACACCUGAUGAGAAAGCUGAAGAUGAGGAGGCCGAAGAUGAUAUGGAUAUCUCCGAUGUUAAGCAUCUUAUCCAGCAGGAGGAAGAGGUUACUGACAUGCCUAUUCAGUACAAUGUGGCCACUGAUCCUUAUAAUGCUGACAUUAAAGUGGGGGCUCUUUUUCCUGACAUUGUAACCUUUAGAAAAGCAAUAAGACAUCAUGCUGUGGUAAAAGACUUUGAGCUAGCUAAAGUAAGGACUGAUUCUACUAGAUUCAUGGCUAAUUGCUCAUAUCCUAGUUGCCCUUGGCACAUUCACGCAUCGAGGUUGCGUGAUCAACAAGUUGUCAUGAUAAAGAAGAUUCCCUCUGAGCACAAUUGCCCUACUACAAAGCUUGUAGGCAGCAGAAUGGCAACACAAGGUUGGGUUGCAGAGAAGCUUGUUGAUUGGGUGAAGAAAAACCCAGGAGAGGGAGCAAAGGCAGCGAAAACUAAGUUGGAGGGUGACUUCAACUUCAAGCUGAAGUAUUCCAAAGCUUGGGCAGGUAUGAAGAUAGCUCUGGAACAAAUGCAUGCUAAAUAUGAGGAUAGUUUUCAAUUGUUGUUCAAUUGGAAAGCAGAGAUAGAGAAGAGAUGCCCUGGUAGUAUUGUUGAGAUUGAUUUGGUCAAGGAAAAAGAUAAGUACUAUUUCAAUAGAGUCUUUGUAGCUUUCAAACCCUGCAUAGAUGGUUUCUUAGCUGGAUGUUGACCAUACAUAGGAGUAGAUGCAACUGCACUCAAUGGCAAAUAUGUUGGUCAGUUAGCAUCAGCGACCGGAGUUGAUGGACACAACUGGUUGUAUUAUGUAGCAUAUGCCGUAUUUGAUUCAGAAACUACAGAAAACUGGGUAUGGUUUAUGCAGCAGCUGCGCAGGGCUGUAGGAUGUCCACCAGGGCUAGUAAUUUCCAGUGAUGCUUGCAAGGGACUAGAAAAUGCAGUUGACAAAGUAUUCCCCGAGUGCGAAUAUAGGGAGUGUAUGCGCCAUUUAUACCAAAAUUUUAUGAAAAAAUUCCAUGGUAAAGUGUACACAGACCAUUUGUACCCAGCUGCUAGGGGAUUCACAGAGCACAAGUUUAGAUGGCAUAUGCAAAAGAUAUUUGAGGCUGAUCCAAGUGCUAUCGAGUACCUUGAGAAACACAACAAUAGGAUUUGGUAUAGGUGUGCCUUUGGUGUGGAUAGCAAGGUUGAUAAUCUCACUAACAACAAUUCUGAAAGUUUUAACAAGCAGAUCAAAGACUUGAAAGGGCUAAAUUUGUGUGAGCUACUAGAUAGGAUUAGAGAGCUAAUAAUGGUGAAGUUCAAUGUGAGGAGGCAUGUUGGUAGGUAUUUGGCCGGCAUAAUCUUGCCCGAGGUUCUCAAGAGGCUCAAUGCACUCAGUAAAACAAUUGGGCCCCAUAAAGUGGCGUGGAAUACCGAACAUGAGGCAGAGAUUACACUAUAUGAUGUGAAAGCAUAUGACCAGAGGCACACUGUUGAUCUAAAACAGAGAACAUGCUCAUGUCGGAAAUUUCAAGUUUCUGGGCAGCCUUGCAUUCAUGCAUUGACUUUCAUUUGUUCAAUGAGGGGCGCAAAGAUUGAGUCCUUUGUUGAUGAGUAUUACAGCAUGGCAAAAUUUCGAGCUGCUUAUGCUGGGGCACUGCCAACCAUGACUGAUAGGACACAAUGGGAGCAAGUUGACCUUGGAUUCCUUGUUUACCCACCUAUACAAGAGAAAAGGCCACCUGGAAGGCCCAGGGUUCAAAGAAUUAGAGGAUUUCUUGAAGACCCAGGAAGAAAAGUGGUUAAAUGCAAAAAAUGUGGUCGAAAUGGCCACUUUGCAAAAACUUGCAAUCUCCCUCCUUUAGUUAUUGCAGAACCACCACCAAUGGAGCACACUCCUACUAAAAGAAAGAGAGAUGCUACUGCAGCCGAGGAGGAAGUUGUGGAAGAUGACAAACCUAUAGCAAAUUAUAGAAGGCAGAAGACUCCGGUCAAGAAGAAGACGCCGGCUAAAAAGACGACACCGGUCAAGGAGAAGACGACGCCGGUCAAGGAGAAGACGACGCUGAUCAAGAAGAAGACGCCAGCUAAAAAGACGACACCGGUCAAGAAGACGCCGGUCAAGGAGAAGACAACACCGGUCAAGAAGAAGACACCGGUCAAGAAGAAAAAGACGCCGGUCAAGAAGAAGACUCCAGUCAAGGGGAAAGGCAAGCAAAUUGAAGGUACUGGAAAGGAGAAAACUGCAGGGAAAAAGAGCAAAAAACUGCAGUUUGUUACACCAUCUACCAAUGAUGCUGUUCUCAAGCCAACUCUAGGAACCAAGAAAAAUCUGCUUUAUUGGCUUGGGGGAUGAAUUUGCUUGAACUGGACUAUGUAUGUGUGUGUGAUGCGCAAACUGGAGCUGGAACUUGUAUGCAUGUGAUGCUCAAACUAGAGGUUGAACUUGUGUGUGUGUGUGUGUGUGAUGCUCAAACUAGAGCCUGAUGGCCAAACUAGAGCCUGAUGUGUGUUGCUUAAACUGGAGCUUAGCUAUUUUGGUUC
Triticum urartu is the source of this 3193-nucleotide messenger RNA. The record is from RefSeq and is a predicted model, not a curated record. NCBI's taxonomy places the organism in Eukaryota, Viridiplantae, Streptophyta, Magnoliopsida, Poales, Poaceae.